This is a messenger RNA of Entamoeba histolytica HM-1:IMSS, 2424 nucleotides long. RefSeq lists its product as uncharacterized. The transcript has a single exon. Lineage: Eukaryota; Evosea; Mastigamoebida; Endamoebidae. The record is from RefSeq and is a predicted model, not a curated record. Bases 1 to 2424 code for a protein of 807 amino acids.
AUGCACUCUCAAAAUAUUUCUUUAUUUAAAGAUAUUAAUGAUAUUUCUAAAGGAUUGUCUGACCAGUUUAGAAAUAUUAUCUCCAAAUGCACAAAACCCCAUUUUAUUUGUAUUUGUGGUGAUCAAGAUAGCGAUGAAAACACUAACAUACAUCAAAUCAUUAAUGGUAUUUCAUCAAAUGAUUGCUUCAAUGCACAAGAAUCAUUGAAAUCUUCAAAUAAGAUUUCCACAUCAGAAUCAAAUAAUUGCAAUGUCAUUGGACCAAUUCUUGUAAGUGAUAUCGUAAAAAGAAACAAUUUAGAAGAACAAGAAUUUCAACAAAUUUUAAAUGAUGAAUUAUUCUUUAUUGAAAUUGAAAAACAUAAACUAAUUUCAAGUACAACACCGAAUAAUAUUGUUGAAAUUCUUUCUAUUCUCCAAUUAUCUUCUAUAAGAAUUAUUUAUAACAACAAUGAAAUAAAUGCAGGUAUAUUAGAGGAUAUAUCAUCAUUUGAUUAUCUUUCUUGUUUAUUAGAAUUACAAGGAAUAAGAAAAGAAGGGAAAAGAGUCAUUUGUAUUUCACCAGAUAUUAAAACAAUUACUGAAAAAGAAAAUGAGACAAUUCUCAAAGAGUCUGUCUUAAAUAAACAAAAACAUAUAAACAACGAUCUUGUACAUUUCUUCUCUACAAAAUCACAUCAAACAAAUUGUUUGUGUUUCUUACUUCCAUCAUAUUCUCAUCCUUCUCCAAGUCAAAUCAUUUGUAAUAUUUACAAAGAACAAAUGAAAUGUAUCAUUUCAGAAAUUCUGCAUGAAAUUCCACUAAAUUGUAAGUCUGGUUCAUAUGUUCUUUCUUGUAUAGAACUUCUUAUUGAGCUAUUCAAAUCAAUAAAUGAAUUAAAUAUAAAUACCAUCUCAAAUGAAAUACAACGAUUAUUCAAGAAAAAAUAUGUCGAAACUAUUAGUUCAAUAAAUAUCAAAUUAGUUGGAAUGAUUUAUGAAAUGAAUUUGAAUGACAGAAUAAAUGUUAUUGAAAAUCAAUCAAAGAUAAAGAGUCUUGUCUAUCAAAUCAUUGAAAUUGAAUUUAUUCCCAUCUGGGAUAUAUUACAUAUCAUUUAUGGAAAUCAACUCAUUAAUGAAUUGUUUGAUUCUAUCUCCAUCACUUCAAAACAUUUAGAAGAGUUUAUCUUGAAAGAUAUUCAAAAGAUUAUUGAUGAUUUGAUUCAUUGUAAUGACUUUAGACUAACACCAAUGUGGAAUUAUCUUACACAACUACAAAUCAAAGAACAAUUUGAACAAGAGAAUUAUAGCACAAUAAUUAAUAAUUACUUGGCACAAACACUUACAUCAAAUCAAAAAAUACUUCAAUUCUAUUCAAAUAAAAAAUGUACAACAGUCAAUGAACUGAAACAUCAAUGUAUUGAUACAAUCACAUUAAAAACUAAUGAAAUAUUAAAUAGAAAACCACAAUGGAGAGACGUUUAUAUCACAAUCAAGAAUUAUUACCAUAAUUUAAUCAACACCAUUGACAAAGAAGUACAAACAAAAGAACUUUCCACUGUUCGUCAAGUAGAAUUAUGUCACCAAUACUAUCUUGGUUUAUUUACAAGUAAGAGUGAAACAUACACAACACAACAUGAACAAAUAAUAUUCAACAAAAAUGAUUAUAAUACCAUUCUUCAAGAUGCACUCAAUGAAUUGAAUGCAUUUUUUGAUAAGAAAAAACAAAUUGCACAAGAAUUAGAACAGAAGAAAGAAGCAUUUAUUAAAAAAUUGACAAGUAAAUCAUAUUAUAUUAUGCCAUGUUGUACAACAAGAUAUGUCCUUGAUGCUAAAUAUUCAGACUUCACAGAUGGACAACCAAUCACUUUAUAUUGGUCACAUGGUAAUCAAAAUCAAAGUUUCCAAUUUAUUCAAAAAAAUGAUUUGUUCCAAAUAAAAAUAGGACAUAAUGGAUUUUUGGUACAUAGAAAUGACUCAUCAGAAGGAAGUGUUAUUCAUCAAUGGAAUGACACAACCAGCAUUAAUUCUUUAUGGAAAAUUAUUGAAAAUCAUGAUGGAACUAUAUCCUUUUUAAGUGCAAGUAAUGAAUCUCUUGCAUUUACUGCUGACUCUAAUGAACUUAUAUCCCUUUGUCAUACUUGCUAUUUCACUUGUUCUGAUUACCAAAAAUUCAAGCUCUUAGAAUCUCCAUUAAACAACCAACCAAUCCCUCUACCUCCAACAAAUCAAGAAACACCAAACCAUCAAACUCAAUUUUUCCAAAUUCCUAAAUAUGUUGGUCCUUCAAUUGUUGAAGCUUUAAACAAUAUUCAUGUCGAUAGUUCAUUUUCUUACAGAGAAAGAAUUGCACAAGUUAACAACAUUCAAGAAUAUCAUGGAAGUGCUUAUCAAAAUGAUUAUAUGAGAAAGUUGUUAUACCAAGGGAGGUUAAUAAAACCAUAG